Messenger RNA from Daktulosphaira vitifoliae (grape phylloxera), 1814 nucleotides. RefSeq names its product serine/threonine-protein kinase 26-like. The coding region runs from base 199 to 1653 and encodes 484 amino acids. The record is from RefSeq and is a predicted model, not a curated record. NCBI's taxonomy places the organism in Eukaryota, Metazoa, Arthropoda, Insecta, Hemiptera, Phylloxeridae. Gene Ontology annotation, molecular function: ATP binding; protein kinase activity. The transcript is spliced from 10 exons. Gene Ontology annotation, biological process: protein phosphorylation.
AUCGCAACAUUUUCAUUAUUAAAUAGUGUCGUCGACAUUUUUAAAAAUAUUGGAUAAAAUUUACUAUUGUUUUUUAUUAUUGCUGCAACUGCUGCUGCUGUCAACUAUGUUACAGCAGCCAACUAUCCGCUGCAGCGGAUAAUCUUAUUAAAAAUUAUUACUACUAAGACUUAUAUAUUAUUAUUACAAACCGUCGUAAUGUCGUUGUCCUUUAACCAAAAAGUCGAUCCUGAGCUAAUUUUCACCAAACAGGAACGUAUAGGAAAGGGAUCAUUUGGUGAAGUAUUUAAGGGUAUUGACAAUCGCACUCAACAGGUAGUUGCCAUUAAAACUAUUGAUUUAGAAGAAGCUGAAGAUGAGAUUGAGGACAUCCAACAAGAAAUUAUGGUUCUGUCACAAUGUGAUAGUGCCUAUGUGACAAAGUAUUAUGGAUCAUACUUAAAAGGUACCAAAUUGUGGAUUAUUAUGGAGUAUUUAGGUGGGGGUAGUGCACUUGAUCUUAUGAAAGCAGGUGGAUUUGAGGAACAACACAUUGCCAUCAUAUUACGUGAAGUACUCAAAGGUCUUGAUUACUUACACUGUGAACGCAAGCUACAUAGAGAUAUUAAAGCUGCUAAUGUAUUACUUAGUGAACUAGGUGAUGUUAAGUUAGCUGAUUUUGGUGUUGCUGGACAGCUUACUAAUACUACAAGUAAGCGAAAUACAUUUGUGGGAACCCCAUUUUGGAUGGCACCAGAAGUUAUUAAACAAUCUGCUUAUGACUCUAAGGCUGAUAUAUGGUCACUGGGUAUUACUGCAAUUGAGCUAGCUAAAGGUGAACCUCCUAAUUCAGAGUUACAUCCAAUGCGUGUACUAUUUCUCAUUCCUAAAAAUAACCCACCACAAUUAACUGGAAACUAUAGUAAAGCAUUUAAAGAAUUUGUUGAAGCAUGUUUAAAUAAAGAUCCAGAAAAUAGACCAACUGCCAAAGAGUUAUUAAAAUUUCCUUUUGUACGUAAAGCAAAAAAAAGUGCGUACUUAGUAGAUUUAAUUGAUCGAUAUAAAAAAUGGAAGUCACAGCGUGGAGGUCGAGGAGGUGGUGAUAGUGAUGAUGAUGACGACAGUGAUGGUCCAGAUGGUGGUGGAGGAGGAGGAUCAGAUGGAUCUGAUGCAGAUGAUGGAGGUGGACUUGAUGAACCAUGGAUUAUGACUGUUCGAGGCCCAAAUUCUCUGAUAAAGACUACUACUGCUACAUCUACCACUGUCUCCUCUACUAGCGGUAAUAAUAACAACAGUAGAAAAAAACAAAAUGGCAGCAUUGAUGUACCAUCUCCACCUACCAGUAAGCACCAACACCAUCUAAUUGAUCCCAAUCAUGGAAAACAUACAGCUCCACGUCCACCAACUACAAUUCCUCCACAACCACCAUCACUAUCAGUUCUCAUAUUACCUAUAAUUACUGAACUACAAAAAAGGUAUCAUCAACAGAGAGACACAUCAGUAAUAGCAGAACUCUCAGCAGCAUUUGAAACAGCUGAACGUACUGGCCCUGGUCUCGCUGACAAAUUUAUUGCUGAAUUGGUUCGUGCAUUAACACCGCCUACUAAUACUAUGUCACGUAUUUCAUCAACAGCUUCUGCUGAAAGAAUAGCUAACCGCAACAACAAACGUUGAGAGCAUCAGUUAUAGACAACAUUAAAUUUUAUCACUUAUUAUUAUUUAUUUCAUUAAAAAAAUUAGAUUAAGUCACUGUUACAUAAAUUUUAACAAAAUGCAGCAGUAUUUGUUGAGUUUGUUCAGAAUAUAUAUUUGUAUAAUAAAAAGCUCUAAUGAAA